Gastrolobium bilobum is the source of this 940-nucleotide messenger RNA. RefSeq names its product serine/threonine-protein kinase BSK1-like. Lineage: Eukaryota; Viridiplantae; Streptophyta; Magnoliopsida; Fabales; Fabaceae. The transcript is spliced from 6 exons. Gene Ontology annotation, biological process: brassinosteroid mediated signaling pathway; protein phosphorylation. Bases 116 to 940 code for a protein of 274 amino acids. The record is from RefSeq and is a predicted model, not a curated record. Gene Ontology annotation, molecular function: ATP binding; protein kinase activity.
CCCAUUUGCCUAUUCCUGUUGUUUUUUUCUUCGUCACUCUUCUCUUCUAUCUCUAUGGUGUAUGCUUCUGCUUCACACUAAGAGUUAGCGGGGUUGGCCUCACACUCACACAGUAAUGGGCUGUUGCCAAUCUCAUUUUCCCAAACAUUCCAAUCCUCAACACAACGACUCUCAUUAUCACCACAACUUUGCCUCUUCCUCCAACGGCGCUGAUAAUAAUGCCGGUGGCGACGUCCCGGCGUUCUCCGAGUUCUCAUUGGCAGACCUCAAAGCCGCCACCAACGGUUUCGCUUCCGACCUCAUCAUCUCGGAGAGCGGUGAGAAAGCCCCCAAUAUAGUCUUCAAAGGUCGCCUCCAGAACCAUAACCGUCGCUGGAUUGCCGUUAAGAGCUUUUCUAAAUUGGCAUGGCCUGAUCCCAAGCAAUUCGCUGAUGAAGCUUGGGGUGUUGGGCAAUUAAGACACCAGAGGCUUGUCAAUUUGAUUGGUUAUUGCUGUGAUGGGGAUGAGAGGCUCCUUGUUGCAGAUUACAUGCCCAAUGACACUCUCGCCAAACAUCUUUUCCACUGGGAAAAUCAGACAAUUGAGUGGAACAUGCGGUUAAGAGUUGCCCUAUCCAUCACCGAAGCAUUAGAUUAUUGUAGCAACAAAGGUUAUCCGUUGUACCAUGACUUGAAUGCUUACAGAGUUCUAUUUGAUGAGAAUGGUGAUCCGCGGCUUUCAUGUUUUGGUUUGAUCAAGAACAGCAGGGACGGGAAAAGUUAUAGCACAAAUCUUGCUUAUACGCCUCCUGAGUAUCUGAGAAAUGGGAGGGUGACUCCAGAAAGUGUUAUCUUCAGCUUUGGGACUGUGUUAUUGGAUCUUCUAAGUGGCAAGCACAUCCCUCCAGGCCAUAAUUAUGGUAAGCAAAAUGUAUAUCGUAUCCUGUUCAGUCCUGGAUAG